AAUGAGGAUCCGAUAGUCUCGUUAUCGGAUUUGAAUUAUCGGGUCGGAUUCAAUAAGGAGUGAAAACAGGGCUUUACCUCUUCGUCAUCGUGGGAGUUCCAGAUUGAGGCUUUGAACCGCCAUUGGUGCCGGUGAGGAUCACCUGGCUUGAAUUGUUUGGGAUGAUUCCUACGCCAUUGUUUUCGGGAAUAGCUCCACAGUUGCAAGCUAUGCAACCUUUUCAAUCCGUUGUGAGUUCGUUCUGGGAGUCUGGAAAUGUUCAUGAUCAUGUGAAGAGCUUGCGAGAAACCAUUGAUUUAUUACAAGCAAUGGAGAAAGAGCUGGAAGAAGUUCAUCAAAUGCGAAGAUUAAGUGGAAAUGAUGCUGAGGGAGAUGAGAUGCAGGGCAUGCAUCUGCAAAUAUUUGAGACAAUUAAAGCAAAGAGGAUUUCUUUAGAUAUUCAGGAAUCUCUUUCGUUGAAUGCUGCAAAAUCAUUAUUUUUCUCUCUGAAGAAUCAGCUUCUACCUUUCAGUUCUAUUGCUAGUGGAUUAGCUUCAUGGGAAGAAAGAUCGGCUACAGUUAAGUUGGCGCAAAAAUUCCAAAAGUAUAAGAGGAAUAAGCAUUGGAAGAAGAAAAAGAGGAAGCGUGUUGCUGAAAUGUUGCGCAAGGAGCGUGAAAAUUGUGAUAAAGCUGAUAAGGAAGUUGCUGAAUGGAGGGCUAGGGAGAUUGCCAAGGACAUUGCUAAGAGGAAGGUAGAGGACAUGAAGGCAAUUGCGAAGCUUAAAGCUAAUGAAGAGAAAAAGAGACUUGAAUCUGAGCUUGAGCUGAUCUUGGUUAUUGAGAAGUUGCAAGAACUUCGUUCCAUCAGGAUUCAAAAAUUGAAGAAACAAGGGCAUUUUCUUCCGGAAGAGGAUGACAAAUUUCUGGAACGAGUACGUGCUGCAGUUGAGGAGGAGGAGCGGCAAGCUGCUGCUCUAUCUGAAGUGUGUGCUACUAAGGAUGCUAUUGCUGCUGCUGAGGGAUCAAGGAAAGUUAACCAGAAUCCAAUCACUGAAGAAAAAGAUAUCAACCAUGACAAGAGUGACUCAACCACUAUGCAAGAUAGGUCCAAUGCAACAGGGAGUGAAAGAAACGUAGAUGUAGAUGAAUUUGUGCGCCCUGCACCUGAUGAGAACCCAAAGGAAAGACUAACUGCAAGCUAUGAUUCUGUGACAAAUUUACCAUUUGAGUUCUACCAUUAUUAUCACGGAAGCAACAAUGAUAUGGGAACCCUAAUCGAGGUCAGAAGAAUGUGGGAUGCAUAUAUUAGACCUGGUGGAAGCCGUAUACCAGGACAUUGGAUUCAGCCACCGCCGCCUGCAGAUGAGAUCUGGGCAUCUUAUCUUGUUACUAGGCCCAAGUGAAGACUUACCUAUCUGAGUGAUAGAGACCCAUCGCUUUCUGCCAAGAACUGCCCUGAUUCUAAAGCUUUGGCUAAGGAAACAUAAUUCACAAGAAAAAAAAGUAAUUUUACAAUGCAAACCAUCUGGAAACAAUCUCAAAUCCAUGGAUCAGGUCCACUGAAAAUGUUCUCUGUGUGCAUGUCUACUCAAAUGUAUUUUUCCAACCGUUAAAAAAGGGACCAGACUUCUUGUAAUGAAGAAAGACUUCUGGUUAUGACCAGAUUGAUUGGGUUUUGAGUAAUUGUUAUGUUUGUGGUUUUGAUGUAAAUCAAGAUAAUAUAUUUCUCAUUAGAGAUACUUUAAGUCAAGUAUCAGAAAUCCGUCCAGCAGUAAGAUUUAGA
Messenger RNA from Dioscorea cayenensis subsp. rotundata (Guinea yam), 1762 nucleotides. RefSeq names its product U11/U12 small nuclear ribonucleoprotein 59 kDa protein. The transcript is spliced from 10 exons. Bases 162 to 1382 code for a protein of 406 amino acids. The record is from RefSeq and is a predicted model, not a curated record. NCBI's taxonomy places the organism in Eukaryota, Viridiplantae, Streptophyta, Magnoliopsida, Dioscoreales, Dioscoreaceae.